Helobdella robusta is the source of this 312-nucleotide messenger RNA. RefSeq lists its product as hypothetical. The record is from RefSeq and is a predicted model, not a curated record. The transcript is spliced from 3 exons. Bases 1 to 312 code for a protein of 103 amino acids. Lineage: Eukaryota; Metazoa; Annelida; Clitellata; Rhynchobdellida; Glossiphoniidae.
AUGGUCAAAGCCGAAUGUCAAAUUUUGGCCAAAUGUUUGGACAGGCUGAACCUUCGGUGCAUCUCUAGUUUUUUUUUCAUGAGUACAUCGCUCUUUAUAGGUUUCGCGCAUAAUCAUUAUGAGAUUCCUUCCACAAAAUAUGACACGAGCAACAAAUCACAUUCAAAACACAGAUUGCACAACGUUCAACGUGCUGAAUUGUUAUCAGCACAACAACACAUCAGCACAACGUUAAUUUCACGCAACACGGACCAGUCAAGCAACAUUAACAUGCCACAGCAACAACGUUACAAAUCCUAUCAAACAUUAUAA